Coregonus sp. 'balchen' is the source of this 6907-nucleotide messenger RNA. NCBI's taxonomy places the organism in Eukaryota, Metazoa, Chordata, Actinopteri, Salmoniformes, Salmonidae. The record is from the annotation of a GenBank genome assembly.
AUGGAGGUUUUGCCUAAAGUGGAGUCUGACAAAGAGGUUGCCAUUGAUGAAGCUGAAGAGGAUCGACAGGAUGAGGUUAACGAGGACCUGCUUAAACUAGAGGAGACCCUCUGCAACAUACAAAUAACCCCAACGUGUUCCCAGUGAGGUUACUAGAGGGCAUUCACUUUUGUUACACUUUUGUUACACUUUUGGUCAUGUUUAACUAGGGCACAUGGUUAUUGAUUCAUAUGGCUUUCUACAAAAAAUUAUAAACAUACAGGAUGUUUACGUUUAAUGUAAUGAUUACUUACACAAUGACUUGGAGUGCACUCACAUACAGUGGGGAAAAAAGUAUUUAGUCAGCCACCAAUUGUGCAAGUUCUCCCACUUAAAAAGAUGAGAGAGGCCUGUCAUUUUCAUCAUAGGUACACGUCAACUAUGACAGACAAAAUGAGAAAUAAAAAUCCAGAAAAUCACAUUGUAGGAUUUUUUAUGAAUUUAUUUGCAAAUUAUGGUGGAAAAUAAGUAUUUGGUCAAUAACAAAAGUUUCUCAAUACUUUGUUAUAUACCCUUUGUUGGCAAUGACACAGGUCAAACGUUUUCUGUAAGUCUUCACAAGGUUUUCACACACUGUUGCUGGUAUUUUGGCCCAUUCCUCCAUGCAGAUCUCCUCUAGAGCAGUGAUGUUUUGGGGCUGUCGCUGGGUAACACGGACUUUCAACUCCCUCCAAAGAUUUUCUAUGGGGUUGAGAUCUGGAGACUGGCUAGGCCACUCCAGGACCUUGAAAUGCUUCUUACGAAGCCACUCCUUCGUUGCCCGGGCGGUGUGUUUGGGAUCAUUGUCAUGCUGAAAGACCCAGCCACGUUUCAUCUUCAAUGCCCUUGCUGAUGGAAGGAGGUUUUCACUCAAAAUCUCACGAUACAUGGCCCCAUUCAUUCUUUCCUUUACACGGAUCAGUUGUCCUGGUCCCUUUGCAGAAAAACAGCCCCAAAGCAUGAAGUUUCCACCCCCAUGCUUCACAGUAGGUAUGGUGUUCUUUGGAUGCAACUCAGCAUUCUUUGUCCUCCAAACACGAUGAGUUGAGUUUUUACCAAAAAGUUAUAUUUUGGUUUCAUCUGACCAUAUGACAUUCUCCCAAUCCUCUUCUGGAUCAUCCAAAUGCACUCUAGCAAGCUUCAGACGGGCCUGGACAUGUACUGGCUUAAGCAGGGGGACACGUCUGGCAAUGCAGGAUUUGAGUCCCUGGCGGCGUAGUGUGUUACUGAUGGUAAGCUUUGUUACUUUGGUCCCAGCUCUCUGCAGGUCAUUCACUAGGUCCCCCCGUGUGGUUCUGGGAUUUUUGCUCACCGUUCUUGUGAUCAUUUUGACCCCACGGGGUGAGAUCUUGCGUGGAGCCCCAGAUCGAGGGAGAUUAUCAGUGGUCUUGUAUGUCUUCCAUUUCCUAAUAAUUGCUCCCACAGUUGAUUUCUUCAAACCAAGCUGCUUACCUAUUGCAGAUUCAGUCUUCCCAGCCUGGUGCAGGUCUACAAUUUUGUUUCUGGUGUCCCUUGACAGCUCUUUGGUCUUGACCAAAGUGGAGUUUGGAGUGUGACUGUUUGAGGUUGUGGACAGGUGUCUUUUAUACUGAUAACAAGUUCAAACAGGUGCCAUUAAUACAGGUAACGAGUGGAGGACAGAGGAGCCUCUUAAAGAAGAAGUUACAGGUCUGUGAGAGCCAGAAAUCUUGCUUGUUUGUAGGUGACCAAAUACUUAUUUUCCACCAUAAUUUGCAAAUAAAUUCAUUAAAAAUCCUACAAUGUGAUUUUCUGGAUUUUUUUUUCUCAAUUUGUCUGUCAUAGUUGACGUGUACCUAUGAUGAAAAUGACAGUCCUCUCUCAUCUUUUUAAGUGGGAGAACUUGCACAAUUGGUGGCUGACUAAAUACUUUUUUUCCCCACUGUACAUACAUAAUUUUAUUGUAUUCACAUACUUACUACAUGCUUAGACAGCUGCAUCAACACUCAUGCUCAUAUCCAAUCCUAACAGGCCAGAACGGGCACAGGAGGUUGACCUGUCCCAAUACCCUACCUCUUAUAAGGAAAACUCCCCACAGGAAAAGCUGCUGCUUGCCAUCGCUGACAACUUCUGCUGCCAGUAUGUGCACCUUUACCCUGACCGAAAACCCCUUCUGCUGUGCCCACUCAAUGAGUGUGGAGUCCAGGUAAACACCACAGCAUUCACAAUUACACUCACUUUUGACUUUGUUUUCUCUGUGACAUGUUUGUUGUGCACACUGACACCCAUACUUUCUAUGUUCCUCCGACAUCCCCUCUUUGAAUGGGCAUUUUUGUCACUCUUACCUUUCUAACGGCCAAAAUAGAAAUUUGUGAGUACAACCUUGAGGCCCACCUUGCUCUCAUACCCGGAGCUAUACAGCUGGGAGGGAUGUGCAAGCUUUGUGUCAGAGUUCUUGUCUUUAGAGCCACUGGAUCCCCCCAUUGACCCGGUAAGAGAGAGAGACAUCUCUUUGUUUGUCCUAAAAAUGAUAUUAUAAUAAUAGAAGAUUUGGUGUAUUUACUUUUGAAUAUAAGAGACAUAAGGAGUAUUGUUCUUCUUUAUCUCUAGCCAAGACACCUCUACUCUCCAACCUGGUUGAUGCAGACUCAGAGAGGCUCCUGCUUUGAUUUCUCUACUCUGCUGUGUAGUCUGUUGCUGGGUGCAGGCUACAACGCCUACUGUGUUAGUGGAUACGCUGUGAAGGAAAUGUGUAGCCUCAACCAGUCCCUCCAGGAAUGUCCCCUACUGGUUACACAUGUUAAGGUGAGUGGCCUAUAGCAACCUGGCAUCACGACCUGUACAUUGCCCUCCAGUACCACUGAACCGGUAUAUCAGCUAUAAUUUCAUGUUCAAAUUAUGUAAUUUCACUUUAUGCGUCUCUUAUAGCACAGUUGCAUCACUCUUGUGGUUUUCCUGUGGGUGGGUGUGUGUGUUUCAGGGAAAGGCUACUGAGCAGAAGCGACAGGUGAAGAAGUACUCGGUGAAACCACCACGGGACCUUCGCAGUGGCUUUGAGCAGCGUCAGGAGGAACGCAGACAGGCUGAUGCACAGGCUAUCCUCCUGAAGAAACAGCAGGAGGCAGAGAGACUCCAAGAGGUAAGGAGGCAGCUGCAGAAACACUCUGAGAAACAAAUUGUCAAUGUAUUGUCCCUGUUUGAGCACAGGGUAUAUGUCUGUGACUGUCCCUCUGUUAUGUGCCUCAGGAGCGAGAGAGCCUUCCCCCAGAUCCCCUGUUGGGCCUGCGGGUCCACUGCUGGGUUCUCAUUCUGUCUGGCAACCGGGAGGUUCCAGAUAACUUUUUCAUUGACCCACUCACAGGGAAGAGUUUAUCCACUACCAACAAAUGCUUCCUGGGCAUAGAGAGCAUCUGGAACCAUCAGAACUACUGGGUCAACAUGCAGGACUGCCGCUUCGGCUGUGCGGUUAGUAAUGCCCUUUUGUCUGUGACAAUGUGUUUGGACUGUUUGCAUGUACUACAUGUAUUAUAUCUUGCUCACAGAGGUAGUGACAAGGUGUUUUUGAAGUGUUUUUGAAAUUGGGGAAUCACUGGAUGUUUUUGCAGGAGAUGAAUUUCGACCUUGGGGAUGCGGUGAAGUGGGAGUAUCUGCUCUAUGGCACAACUGGCCAAUCUCUGCUUCUCAUCCCUGAUAUGAAAAAACAGCAGGAGGCAGAGGAUGAUGAAGAGGUGCAUCCCAAUCUCACUCUCUCUCACUCAACUCUGCUCUGGUGCCCUUUACCCUUGAUUCUGCACACCCUCUAUGACAUAGACUGUGUGGGAAUAAAUGGUGAAGUUCAUGCAUGGGCGUAUAUUUGUGCUAUCAUUUACUAUGAGCCUGUGUACCUUGUUGUUUUUCUGAAGGAAGAAGUGGAGGAGCCCAAGGUGUUUGAAAUGCCUCCAUCCUGGGUGAAUCAAAUCAACAUCUCACAACAAGGUAAGUCAUUUGUUGCUUUACUCAGCCUCAUAAUCUUGCAUAACUAACUGGACCUUCUGGCCUGGAUUAACCAGCCUAACCCAGUGUUAUGUCUCCUAUCCUUAUCAAAUGUUACAUGCUCCAUCUGUCUGGCCUGACUGACCUUUGUGACUUUGUCCAGACAUGGAGACACGCUGCCCUGGGGGCAUGAAGGUUAUCCAGUAUCGGAAGGCCAAGCUGGAAAAGUUUGCACCCUACCUCCUCCCGGAUGGUCUUGUGACACGUUUGACCACUUACUCGGACCUCGACUGUGAGUUGCAUAUUAUUGACAUAUUGAGUCAUGGUGCUGUGAUUGCCUAAUAUGUGUUACAGUAAAAGUCCUAAAUGUAGACUGAUAAAGCCAGCACACUGAUAAAUGAUCAGCAAUAAUGCCUCUCUCUGGUAUCAGAACUCUGACUUGAGUCCGUCUCUGAUUAAUCUAUCUCCUAACUCAGACACUGACUCCCGUUUCCCCCUGUCCCCCUCUGGUGUGUUUCUGUAGGUACCCAGUCCAGCACUGUGAAGGAAUGGUACCAACACAGGCAUGACCACUUAAAGGAACGGGAACUGAAGAAAGCUAGCAAUGUCACUAUUGAGCAUUUCAGACCUGGACGAAGCUACGCUUUAAAAUGUAACUGUUAGAAAAUUGGACAAAGUGAUAAACACUUACUGUAACUUGAACCCAAUCUCAUAAGUGAUACAUCACUCUGCCAUAGUCAUGACAUAACAGCUAGUGUCAGUUUAUGACAACUGCCUUAACCAUGUUACAACUUUUACAUCAGAUAGUGGAUCUAAUAAAUGUGGACAAAAGUGACAAGAGAGCAUAGAUGACGAAUGUGUGUUUUGCUGUCAAGCCCACAGAUAUAUCACUAUGACUCCAGAGACAGAGCGUCAGAUGGAUUUCUACAGCCAUGCCCGAGCAGACGGGCUGGCCAGACGGGUCGAGAUGCCCUUUGAGAUGACAGAGACCUUCGAGGAUCGACCAGACUUCAUGUACCACCGUCAUGUCAUUUUUGGCAAGCGUGUCAAAGUGUUCGGCCCCAGUAAUACUGAGGCACCUGACCAGGGGCAACGCCCUUUACAGGUAAUACUGCUUACAUUACAUGAUAAUAACUGGUUGCACUACCAUUCAAACAUAACUCAGUUUGGGUAAACUUAACACCACCAUUAUAUGUCAUAUACAUGUCUGUAUCACUGGAAAAUAUAUGUCUAAACAUUUGACCAGCUUUGAUGAUAUCUCCGAUGGUCUAUGAGCAGAAGGUGGUGGAGCGGUUCAAUCGAGACCGGUCCAAGCCAGCCGGGGAGGACGUAGCAGAGCGUAUCUUUCUAGUGUCUGAGGACAGGAUCCAAGUGACAUACCACCGGGAGGACGACCGGGUUAUUCCUGCUUGGAGAAACUUCAUAAAGCCCAGAGAUUCAGGCGAUUCCCAGAACCCACACUCCUUCACCCCUCAAAUGGCCUCCACUUUCCAGGUCAUACAUCACCAGGAAAAAUAAACAGUACCUAAACAACAACCGAUUCACAGAUAAUUAAUUUACAACUCGCACCACAAGCAAUUUGAGAUAACAUAUUCUUCUGUUAAUUGGUUUGAAGUGAACUAGGGUGUUUUUCCAAUCAUCUUUAUGUAUGUGCUUUCAGGUAGAUCCAUUUGAGAAGCCCAGUAAGAAUCUCUUUCAGUAUGAAAUGCUAGUCCAUAUGAUGAAGGAGGAGGAAAGCGUUGCUCUCAGAGUCAAGGAGUCUGAAAAAGAGGUAUGCAUGUGUUGUGUGGGUACUCUGGCAUGAAUUGAGAAACCUUUUCCAGUAUGUCUUAAAAUGAGAGAAAUUGAAAAGUAAUACCCAGUAUGUAGUUGGUAAUUGAGAGUGCAUUUGUAUUUUUCCUCAGGUGAGGGCGAUACUGGGUGUUAGGGAACAAGAAGAGAGCAGUAUUGAGCUUCACAUCUCUAUCUACAACACAGCGAGAAAUGAGAGAGCACGCUGCCACCGAGAGGCACUGGUGAGAAUCACACUCUUAUCACAAAAGGCUGACUGACCCUCAGUAACCUCCUUAACCUAAUUCCACUCUACCUCAUGUCCAGGAGCGGACGGCCAAAGAGGAGCGUCUCCGACAGGAGGAGAAGGAGCUGGACUUCUUAGCACCGUUUCUGGCCCAGCUGGGUGACCCAGAGAACCUGACCAGACCGGCUGCUCUACAGCUGAGGAACGACUGCCUGGCUGACCUGAAGCAGCGGCUCAUUGAUAAGGCCAACCUCAUACAGGCUCGUUUUGAGAGGGUACGUCAAAACAGAGGAUAAGUGGAAUCAAAAGAACAAACAGUUUUGUGAAAAUCUGUACAAUAAUGUUAAAAUAAACAAAACAAGCAAAGGUUCAAGGUUUGGGAAUACUCAUGGUAGAACAAUAUUGGUAAAAUAAUGGUUUAAUUUUCAUGGGCAUCUCUAUAGUUUGUCAUGUUUCUCUAUUAAUGUAUUGUAAUGCAUACUGUAUGUUUAGGAGACCCAGGAGCUUCAACAGAAACAGCAGUGGUACCAGAAGAACCAGCUCACUAUGACCAAGGAGGAUGAAGAUGAAUACCUUGCCUACUGCUCUGAUGCCAUGUUCAGGAUCCAUAUUCUCAAACUGCGUCUGAGCAGGUAAGCACUAAAAAGUUUCAGUGUCAAAGCCUUGAUUUAUCAUCGAUAUAGUAAUUAUUUCACAUGACUGGGCUUUAAUAUAGAUGUUUACAUACUUCCAUUGUUAUUUUGUGUUUCAGGCAUAAGGACAAAGCCCCCCAGAAAUACAUGGCUCUGGAUGAGAGACUGAGACGAGACCCCAGACUGGCCAAUCACCUGUGGUGAUGAACAUGGACACGUACAGCUCCCUAAUCACAUCCUUCCCCCACCCCAUGAUCUGACACUCCUCAAUUUCUCUGUCUUGAUUAGGUAUACCACCACUCAAAGCAAU